GUUUUGUCAAACUUGACGUUGCUGUCAGCGGGUACUACCGGUGUGGCGGUAAUGUAUGCCAUACUCUGCAAAUAUGAUUUCAGGGUCGGUUUACGCGUUGUUAGCGGGUUUUUUGGGUGCUGCAGCCUCUCUGUGUGCCAAGCUGUCACUCGGUGCUGACUACAUGAGAGAGAUGUGUGAGUCCGGGCUCAGCGGCUGGACUGAUACACACGGUGGGACUACAGCCUGUGACUGGCUCCACAUCCCCCUGCGGCUGCUGUGUGGAGGCCUGCUGUUCACCUGUAAUACUAUCAUGUGGACAUUCUUCUCCAAGGCCCUCAGACACUGCUCCUCUUCAGCCAGGGCCACAGUCACAACCACUGCAUCCAACUUCAUCUGCUCAGCCAUCCUGGGGAGGGUGAUUUUUGGAGAGAGUCAUGCAACUCUAUGGUGGGUGGGAGUCUCUCUCACACUGUGUGGACUGCUGCUGCUUCAUGGGUCCACACCUCAGACACUCCCACAGGAAGAGGACAAAAAGGACAAGUGAUGUAGGUUUGACUCGUCACCAGUACGCAGCAACAGCUCUUCAGUCACAGGAAGGUGGAAAUGUUCCUUCAUGUCUAGAAGAAGAGAGGUAGCUCAGUGUCUUAAUGUGAAGUGCAAUUACAAAAGCAGACUGUGUUGCACAGAGCUGAUAGUACGUUCUGAACCAUCAGCUCUGUGCAGUUGUUUUUUCUGUAUUUUUUUUAAAUGGCUGGACAUCAAAAGAUGAAAGUAAGACAGGAUCUGCUUUCAGCUUUUAUUUCCAGGUAUUUACAGAACUGUGACUUGGAAGAUAGCACCUUUUGGAAAGGACAUACCAUUUUGAGUGAAAGUAAAGGAACAGAUAGACUAAAAUAGAUUGAAGUGAAUAAUGCAUAAUAUUUGGGGGCAAAUCAUUUGCUUGCAGUAACUGCAUCAAGCCUGAGACCCAGUGACAUCACCACACUUUUGCUUUCUUCUUUUAUAAUACCUUUCCAGCUUUCAAUGCAGCCUCUUUAAUGCCAUGUCUGCGCUAAUACGUUUUCAUUUUAAAAUGUAAAUGAUCUCCUUACACGCAAGUGUUUUAGCACCAUUUUAGAAUGAAUCUCUGUCCAUAUUAAGGGCACGGUCACAUAUGAGCAAAUGCAGGCGAGUGACCAUCGCCUGUCGAGGCGAUAAUCACGCUGAAUGCGGACAGUGUCAGAUGUGAUAGUUGUAUUUGUUAGCCAGCUUGCUAAAAUCUCUCCAGGGUGUUCCAACUUCCAUCACAAAAAGCAUGUAACAGUUUAAGAAGGUGUAUUGAUUUCAUAAUAUGCCUUGUCUUUUGCAUUAUUUCAGAGGGUUUGUGUCUCUGUCAACAAAGGUAAGAAAUUUGAGUCAUAUUUGAGUAGAAAGCACACUCGACCCCUGUUGACAACACCACUGUGGCUAGUUCAGAACUUUAAAGGGAGGUUACUUUUGACAUUCUGAAUGCAGUCCGUCAUUUUCGUAGUUUGCUUUUAAAGUUUAAUACUGGAAAACUGACUGGCUUUAAAAACUGGGUGAACCUUUAGAAAACAAAAAAAUCUCCCCCCUCUUUCUGUGUGUUUGAUGUAAAGCACAUCACUUCAGUCGCCACAGAAAUCAGACACCACUUCUCCACUAAACUGUGAAAUACAGAGAGCUUUCCCUGGCAGCUAUAGGCUGAAUCAGCAUUGUGUUAACUCCUUUGGCAAGGACUUGAAUGUAACAGAUGUCAUUUAUGUGUAAAAUUCCUGCUCUCCAGCUUCCAUAAUAAAGCCAAGCUUUGGUUGUUAGACCUGUUUUGCCCGGGUGAAUGUCACACUGAAACUAUUCCUGCUCUUCUGUCAGACUGCUGAUCAAAACAGCAACAGUAAAGUUUUUACUUUUAUUGUAAAUGCCUUUGUACAUCAUGUAAAACUGUGCAGAUGAGUUUGUAAAAAAUAAACUACGACUCACUCGGU
This is a messenger RNA of Epinephelus moara (kelp grouper), 1964 nucleotides long. It is a transcript of the gene tmem42a, whose product is annotated as transmembrane protein 42a. The transcript is spliced from 3 exons. Bases 56 to 526 code for a protein of 156 amino acids. The record is from RefSeq and is a predicted model, not a curated record. NCBI's taxonomy places the organism in Eukaryota, Metazoa, Chordata, Actinopteri, Perciformes, Serranidae.